CCCUGAUGCUGCCCCUGUCACAGUGCGCAAAUGCGCAUCCAACAGCAGCACGGACCUCCGGUGGACAGCGACAAAACAAACACCAGCAGGCUGGGCAACGACACGUUAGGGCGGAAGAGAAAACAGCGCUUCAGGGGAAAGACACAUCCGAAGGGGAACGUCUGUGACACGGCAGAGACCAUGGUGGGCGAACGCCGCAAUGGGAACCUGCUGGUCCAGCUGGGCCCGAGACUGCAGGCGUAUCCAGAGGAGCUGAUCCGCCAGCGCCGCAACCACGAGGGCCAGACGGAGUACCUGAUCCGCUGGUGCCUCGUCACCAUCGACGACGGCUCUAGCUCUGGAGGCGGAGCCAGUGAGGCAGGUGGAACGGGUGGCGGCAGCUCCGGGGUGGACGGCUCCGGUGGCUCCACGUCAGGAGAGAGCAAACCGGAGAACAUCCUGAUGUGGAUGUCAACGGAGGACGUGUACGCCAACUGCCCCACCCUGCUGGGGAAGAGGAAGACGGACUCACAGCGGCCCCUGCAGCAGGAGGCGCAGCGGGGCGAGUCAUCAGAUGGAGGUCAGAGGAGCGGCGCUGAGUUUCCGGCAGACGUCACAUUCGACGAGGUGGAGCUGUCAGACAUGAAGGAGGAUGUGAAGAACCUGGUACGGCGAGCCAGGAAGCAGAUGGCCAAGAAGAGCGACUUCUCCAUCAGCAUCACGCACACCAUCCAUGUGCUGAGCGCCUACGCCAGCAUCGGCUCACUGGUCGGCGUCUUCAAGGAGACGGGCGCCCUCAACCUGCUGAUGGAGCUGCUGUGUAACAAGGAGACGCAGACGAGACGCAGCGCCGGGAAGAUGCUGCGAGCGCUCGCCUCACAUGAUGCAGGAAGUCGUGCGUAUGUCCUGCUGUCCCUCAGUCAGCAGGACGGCAUCGAGCAGCACAUGGACUUUGAUAACCGCUACACUCUGCUGGAGCUGUUUGCUGAGACCACGUCGUCAGAGGAGCACGGCAUCUCCUUCGAGGGGAUUCACCUGCCGCAGAUUCCUGGGAAGCUGCUCUUCUCUCUGGUGAAGCGUUACCUGUGUGUGACGUCACUAAUGGACAAACUUAACACGGCGGGGGCGGAGUCUAACUCUGACAGACAGGACGCCAGCCCCUCCCCCGCCUCCUCCUCCAGCGCCGCCCACCAGGCAGAGCACCUCCGCGUCCAGCGAGAGUUCGACUUCACCAUGGCCAUGGCCAACCUCAUCUCGGAGCUGGUCCGUGUGAUGGGCUGGGACCGCAACCGCCAGCCUCCCGACGGCUCUGCCCACCAUCCUGGUGGGGGCGGGGCUUGUGGGGAGGAGCUGGGGGAGGAGGCAUCCCGCCCCGUCCUCAGAUCCAUCUUCCAGCCCCGUUUCUGCGCCUCCCCUGUCAUCCUCACCGCCACCUCUGCUGUAGCUGCUCCCGCCGCCGCCACGCCGCCAAAAAAGAAGACAGGAAACGGAUAUAAAACGCGCUCUGACUUCGCCAGCCGCUCGGCCUACGUGGAGUACGUCCAGGACAACCUGAAGAGCGGCAUGAUGGUCCGCAUGCUGGAGGACUACGAGGAGGUGAGCUCCGGAGACGAGGGAGAGUUCCGCUACAGCAACGAUGGCUCGCCACCUGUUCAGGUGUACUGGAACUCCCUGUCCAGGACGUACUGGGUCCACUGGCACAUGGUGGAGAUCCUGGGCAGCGGCAGCAGCAGUCAGGCUGAGAAGGAGACGCAGGAGAAGGCCUCCACCCUGACGGAGACUCUCAAACUCACCGCGGUGAGUCAGACGUUCUUCUCCAAGCCGCCCGGAGGGCUGUACUCUCUGCCCUACCUGUCGGAGGGUCUGCAGAGGGAGCCGCUGGCCCUGAGCCGGGCCGAGUGGUGGGAGAUCCUCUUCUUCAUCAAGAAGCUGGAGCUCAAGCAGCAACAGGAAGUCAACAGCAUCCUGCUGCAGAGCCUGGAUGACCAGGAGACGGAGUUGGACGACUUGUCUCUGAUCGGUCUGUCUGUCCCCGGAGACGUGGCGAAGAAGCUGCUUCACUACCUGAAGCAGAAGCUGCCGUCGUCGUGUCUCAGUGACCUGCUGUGUUCACACACCUUCUGCAAACACUACCUGAGGAGAGGAGGAGGAAGUCUGGAGGACGAAGAGCUGCUGGCUGAAGGCUCUCUGGGUUCGUCCAACUUGGCAGGAGGAGGGGGAGGAGGAGGAGGAGGGGGAGGAGGAGGAGGGGGACCAAACUCCUCCUCUUCAUCGUCAGCCUUGGCCUCCUCUUCCUCAGCGUUGGGCUCCGUCUCUAAGAAGGCAAAGAAGGAACUUCCUCCUGACUCAGGCUGUGGCAGCCCGGAGACGGAGAACGAGCUGCCGUCAGAGGACGACAGCAAAUACCCCGAAGACCUGGAGGACAAGAUGAAAGUGUUCAACAACCCGCGGGUCCAGGGGAAGAAGACGGUGCUGGAGAAGCUGGGGGAGGUGGUGGACAUCCUGAAGAAGGGCGGGGCGUCUUCAGACCACGCCCAGCAGCUGGCCGCCGUCCUCUUCAUCACCAGGCUGCUGGAGGAGAAGGGAGCACAGGAGAAGAACUCCAUGAGGAGCGACUCGGCUCAGACCAUACGGGACAAGGUGCUGAAGCUGCUGGUGGAGCUGCUGGGCUCGUCCUCCAAAGACCUGGUGGUCAGCACGCUCAGACUCACACACCUCCUAAUGCUCAAAUACGAGUGGAGGGUUUCCUUUGCCACCGAGGGCGGAGUCAAAGCUGUCCUGUCCUGCAUGCAAGAGUUCUCCGCCAUCACUCACGUCCAGCAGCUGGCGCUCGCAACUCUGAAGGUCAUCACCGGAGCCAGUAAACACGACCUGCGCAGUGUCGGCAGCAGCCUCCCGCUGUCUGAGUCUGGCACUCAGAUGAUGUUGGAGAUCUUCGCCAGCAUUGGCUCGGCCACGCCCGAAGGCUCCAAGGGCCUGUUGGGAGCUAUCCCCGCUGCCGUUGACCUCAUGCUGCAGACUAAAGGCUGCAUGCUGUCGGUGAGAAACGGCCUGCUGGUCAUCAUCAUGCUCAUCUCCAACCACAAGAGCCUGGCAGAGCAGCUGGUGGCCGCCGACGUCACCGCCGUCCUCAAGAAGUGUCUGACUCUGUCCAGAGCUGAGACCAUGCUCGCCAUCAUCGCCCUCAACCACAUCUCCAUGGUGCACAAGCUGGAGAGCAAAGAGAGUCGUGAGCAGCUGGACCUGAAGGACACGGAGCUGCAGAUGUUGGUGGUGAGUCUGAAGGAGCUGACAGCCACUAAGGAGGUGAUCCAGACUCUGGAGCAGCUGCUGUGUGACGACACCUCUCAGCUGGAGGACCAGCGCAGUCAGGUGACCCACAGUCGAGACACGUAUCAAGACCUGGUUCGUCUGAUGGAGCAGCAUCGAGCAGACCGGGCCGUCCAGCUCUCCAUCCUCAGGAUCCUGAACAAGUUCCUUGAUAACUACCAGGAGGACAUGCUGCCAUGGCACGAGAGCAUCGAGCCCUGCCUGUCCUCCAUGACGGCCUUCAUCAACGACAGAGAGGUGGUCCAGCUGUUCAUCCGCUUCCUGUACCGCCUGGCAUCCCUGAACAAAGACUACGCGGUGGUGAUGUGUCGCCUGGGGACCAAAGAGGCUCUGGUGAAAGCUCUGGACAAACACAGCACCAACCUGCUGCUGGUCACCGAGCUGCGUGACCUCAUCACUGACUGUGAGAAGUACGCCAGCCUCUACAAGAAGAUGACCACAAGUGUCCUCGCAGGAUGUAUCCAGAUGGUGUUGGGUCAGAUUGAGGAGCAUCGUCGUAGCCAUCAGCCAAUCAACAUCCCCUUCUUCGACGUGUUCCUCAGGAAUCUCUGCCAAGGCUCCAGUGUGGAGCUGAAGGAGGACAAAUGCUGGGAGAAGGUGGAGGUCUCCUCCAAUCACCAUCGAGCGAACAAGCUGACCGACAAGAACCCCAAAACCUACUGGGAGUCCAACGGCUGCACUGGCUCACACUUCAUCAACAUCUACAUGCACAAAGGAGUCAUCAUCAGACAACUGGCCAUCCAGGUGGCCAGCGAGGACUCGAGCUACAUGCCGGCCCGAGUCUUGGUCCUGGGAGGAGACGACCCGACCAACAUCAACACUGAACUGAAUACGGUGAAUGUUACUCCUUCAGCCAGUCGGGUGGUUCUGCUGGAGAACAUGACCAGGUUCUGGUCCAUCAUCCAGAUCAGGGUCAAGAGAUGUCAGCAGGGAGGUAUCGACACUCGGGUCCACGGUUUCGAGGUUCUGGGUCCGAAGCCAACGUUUUGGCCGGUGUUUAAGGAGCAACUGUGUUGUCGGACCUACCUGUUCUACAGCACCAAGGCUCACACCUGGUGUCAGGAGGUGAUGGAGGACAAGACACAGCUGCUGCAGCUCUUCAACAAGAUCUGCUCCCUCUGUGUUUACCCAGAAUCCUCUGCAUCCAGCCCUCUGGCCUGGCUGCUCAGUGAGUACCUGGACAACGCUGAGUCAGCACGCCGCUGUAAAAGCCGGGCGGCCAUCUUUAACUCCAGAGUGAGACGCCUCACACACCUGCUGGUCCACGUGGACACCAGCCGACCGGACGGCGAGGAACUCAAACCGCCCGUCAAAUCAAAAGGUCUCAACCGAAGCAAAGAGCUGAAGAACGGGAAGGAGGGUAAAAACAAAGACACCGCUGCCGCCUCUUCGUCGUCAUCCUCCUCCUCAGCCAAGCCUAAAGUGAAGAGCAGCAGCAGCAUUGCAGGCAUCGCCCUCUGUUGGCAGGGAGUGGUACAGCGACAGGUGAAGAAGUUUUUGGAGUCAAGCUGCAGUCUGCCGGACUUUGUGGAGCGUUACCGGACUCUGUACCUGCGGCUGAAGAAUGCCAUGGAGGAGCUGUUCGGACAGCAGACCGCCUUUGUCCUCGCCCUCCGACAGGGCUUCUCUGCCGCCCUGCUGCAGCUCUCCAUCCUCAAGACCAUGCACGUGAGCGAGCGCUUCGCUCAGUACAUCGACCAGAUGAUCCAGACGAGCGGAGCGGCGUCCAGCAGCGUGGAGACUCUGGAGCGGCUGCAGCAGUUUCUGGAGCCGAUGCUCUUCCUAUCGGGCCUGGAGCUUGCCAACACCUUCGAACACUUUUACAGGUACUACCUGGGCGACCGGCUGCUGGCUCAGGGUAACGUGUGGUUGGAGAGCGCUGUCAUCGAUCAGAUCGGCAGCUGCUUCCCGAGUCGCUUCCCUCAGCAGAUGUUGAAGAACCUGAGUGAGUCCGCCGAGCUGCAGCAGGAGUUCCACCUGUACCGCCUGCAGCAGCUGGACCGAUGCCUGCAAGAGCACGACCAGAUGAUGGAGGAGGAGUGGGCGGAGUCAGAGGAGGAGGCGGAGGUUCAGGUUCUGGUUCUGUCUCCACGCUGCUGGCCCGUGUCCUCACUCUGCUUCCUGGACGAACCCACAAAACAUUUUCCAUCUGAACUCUGCUCCUACCUGAACCAGUUCACCCAGUUCUACACCCACAGUCAGUCCAUGUACGGUCUGAGUCACUCGAAGCCGCGGCGGCUGCAGUGGACGUGGCUCGGUCACGCUGAGCUGCAGCUCGGCUGUUGGACGCUUCACGUGUCGACGCUGCAGAUGUUCAUCCUGCUGCACUUCAACACGCAGCAGGAGGUUCCAGUGGACGCUCUGCUGCAGGCGACGGGCCUGUCAGCCGCCUUCGUGCUGCACGCUCUGCUGCCGCUCAUCAGCGAGGACGGACCGCUGACUUGCAGCCGGCCGGAGGAGCCCAGCCAGGGUGUGUUACAGCUGAACCAGCAGGUGGUGUCCCGCAGUCAGGACGGCGUCGCCAUGUCCCUCCAGCUGCUGCCCAGACAGACGUACCUGAACGUGGACGAGGACGCGGCGGGUACGCUGGAGAGGAAGAGGAACUACAUCUACUGUCUGAUCGUCCACAUCAUGAAGCAGGAGAAGGAGAUGCACAUUGACAACCUCGUCUUCAAGGUUCUGGACUCGUGUCAGAAACAGGAAUCGUCACGCUCUCCGGGCGCCGGGCGGUUCAGCUGCAGCACCAGCGACGUGCUCUCCUGCAUCAUGCACGUCAUCAGUAAAGGCUGCGUCCGACGCAACGAGGACAACCCGCACAUCGUGGAGUUCCUGCCGGAGGACCCGUCCACGCCGCAGAAAGGACAGGCCCAGUUCUCCUUCAGCCGGACCGAGGUCAGGAAGGACGCGGCGGACUGCAGGGCCGACAUCAGUCUGAUGUCGGCACCGCGGCGGUUCGAGGACGGAGUUCUGGACGCGGUCCUGUUCUCGAUGGGUCGGACGAUGACGCAGGAAGAAGUUCGUCAGCUGAUGCAGAGGACGGUCCAACAGUCUGUGUCACAGUCGUGCUGGCAGGAGUACCUGACGGCGAGGAUUGAACAGAACCUGGUGAUGAACUGUAACUGUCCAAUCACAGACUGCCAGGCUCAGCCCACCUCACACUUCUUCCUCAGCAUCCUAACCGACAAGGACACCAUCGCCAAGUAUGAGAACGCCCUGCUCCGUGGUUAUGUGGAGUGCUGCUCUAAUCUGACGUGGUGCACCAACCCUCAGGGCUGUGAUCAGAUCCUCUGUAAGGAGAACAUGGGCAGUAUGGGCACCUGCUCCAAGUGCUGCUGGUCCUCCUGCUUCAGCUGCAACUUCCCAGAGGCCCAUUACCCAGCCAGCUGCAGCCACAUGUCUCAGUGGAUGGAUGACGGAGGAUAUUAUGAAGGGAUGAACAUGGAGGCUCAGAGCAAACACCUCGCCAAGCUCAUCUCCAAACGCUGCCCGAGCUGCCAGGCUCAGAUCGAGAAGAACGAAGGCUGUCUGCAUAUGACCUGUGCCAAGUGUAACCACGGCUUCUGCUGGCGGUGUCUGAAACCAUGGAAACCGACACACAAAGAUUACUACAACUGCUCCGCCAUGGUGAGUAAAGCAGCGCGACAGGAAAAGAAGUUUCAGGAUUAUAAUGAGCGAUGCACCUUCCACCACCAGGCCAAGGACUUCGCCAUCAACCUGGAGAACAAAGUGUCGUCCAUUAACGAAGCUCUGCAGAUGAAGUCUCUGACCUUCGUCAUCGACGCCUGUAAGGUCCUCGCUCAGGCUCGUAAGGUGCUGGCGUACUCCUGCGUCUACAGCUACUACAACCAGGAGACGGAGAAGAUGGAUGUGAUGGAGCAGCAGACGGAGGCUUUGGACCUGCACACCAAUGCCCUGCAGAUCCUGCUGGAGGAGACACUGCUGCAGUGCACUGACUUGGCCUCGUGUGUCCGCCUGCUCAAACCAGAACACCUCACCACCGGACUGGAACUGAUCCGACGCAUCCAGGAGCGCCUGCUGGCCAUCCUGCAGCACUCCACCCAGGACUUCAGGGUUGGUUACCAGUCAAAGAGCAGUCAGGAACCAGAAUCCACUCAGAGCUCCAACCUGUCCAACAACACCGACGCCGCCAACAAAGUAUCGAAGUCGGACCGAGCGUCGGACUCCGGAGACUCUGACAACAAUAACUACGCAGGUGAGGAGGGCGGUGAGGAGGCGGAGGACGAGGACGACGAGUACGAUGAAGAGUAUGUCCCCGAGUGGCAUGAGGACUACGACGAGGACGACAUCGACGAAGAUGACUUCUUCUCCGACGACGACGAGUCAGAGAACCUGGAGAGGGACUUCAGCCCCUUCGACUGAGCUGGACUGAAACCCAGAGAGUCCAGGGACGAGAGAGAGGGCGAGGCGGGCCCCGCCACGGCCCCGCCCCCUCACCUGAGGACACCAGGAGGGACUGGAGACGAUCAGAGGGAUGUCCUUCUUCACCUGAACUCCCCUCCCCCCCACCCCCGCCCGCCUGUCCCAAACACAGCUGCACUCGCUUUUCCACUUCCUGUAUUUCACCUUCUUUGUUUUCAUCAAGGCAAGACGACGAGGGACAAAUUAGUUCUGAGGUUAAUAUUUAAAUUCUGACACAAGAAAAAAGAGAUGACUUCAAAAAGAGAAAAAAAAAAAUCUGAGUUUAGUUUUUAAAUUCUGACGUCAAAGUUACUGCGACUUGUGUUUGUGUUUAAACACACAGUGUGACACUUGGUUAAAACCAAUCUGAACUAGUUUAAUCGUUAGUUUGAACCAGUAUUUUUACUGGGGAUCCAGAGCACUGAUUUUGAUUUCAGAGUUUUUAUUUCUGUGUCAGCUGAGUUAGAAACAUUUAAAGAUCCAGAUUUAGUUUGAGAGACUCUGAUUUCAUGAUUUCCUGAUUUGAAACCUCAGAACUGGAUUGUCCUCGCCCUGUCUCCGCAGUGACCCCGCCGGGCUCUGGAGCUGAUCCUGGAUCAGCUGGACAUGUUUGUUUCCUGCUGCUUGUUUCAGAGGGUGGUGUUAGUCACGUUCUGCCUUGAGUUCUCUCUCUGACGGACGCUGCCUUCAUUCGACAGUAAAGAAACUCUUCACUUUAGAUUUACUCACAUUAAGUUGUAUUUUUUACAUGUUUGUAGAGCUGGAUGUUUCUAUGCAUCUGAAGAGUCUGAGCGGAGCGUCUGUAGGAGUAUCACUGCAAUAACCCAUCGACCGAUCGAUCGAUUGAUUGAUUGAUGAUUAUUAUUGGCUCACUGUUGCGUCAUUUGCUGAGCAAAGACUCCGUCGGCUGCUCUGUUUCCUGUCGUUAGGGCGAGAGCGGAGGACAUCUGAUGUCCAGCUCCCCGUUCUGCUGUAAUUUUGAGAGCUCCUAUAUUCAUAUUGUUGUCUCUGGUUCCUUCGUUGGAGUCGAGCGACUUCAGCCAGCAACUAAAUAAAAGCUUUUUCUGCUAUGCUGCA
Messenger RNA from Epinephelus moara (kelp grouper), 8805 nucleotides. It is a transcript of the gene cul9, whose product is annotated as cullin-9. Gene Ontology annotation, molecular function: zinc ion binding. The transcript is spliced from 43 exons. Lineage: Eukaryota; Metazoa; Chordata; Actinopteri; Perciformes; Serranidae. The coding region runs from base 31 to 7689 and encodes 2552 amino acids. The record is from RefSeq and is a predicted model, not a curated record.